Molecule: messenger RNA, 2310 nt
Organism: Phycomyces blakesleeanus NRRL 1555(-)
Lineage: Eukaryota; Fungi; Mucoromycota; Mucoromycetes; Mucorales; Phycomycetaceae
Exons: 9
Coding region: 1-2310 (769 amino acids)
Source: RefSeq, a predicted model, not a curated record
AUGAAUAUCAACGAUUUGAUUACACAAACAUCUGAAAAUGAUGUCAAUGAAGACAGAGUUGAAUUGAUGAACUAUCUCAAAGACGUCUUCAACUUAACUGAAUUUGAUCAACAAGGCAUUCAAGCACGGAAUAACCAUGUUUCUAGACGCUUCUCAGCUCUUGCAUAUGACGAUAACUUGUAUAGUAAUGAGUCAUACGACCUGAGAGAGUCUAUGUUGAAGGGAACCACCAACUGCCCAGAAAAAGAAUCUGGUUGUGAUUACUUCCAUAUUUGUAACACUGUAGAUCAUGUGGAUUUCCCAAGCCAGUAUAAAAGCGGUAAAAGUGAUGAAAGCAAACUGGAUGAGACUCCUAGAGUUUCUCAUUACGAGCCCAUGAGUGGGGCAGAGGCAGCUAGUCUGGAGUUGUUCUCCAUGUUUGUUGAGAACAAUAUGUCUUGUAAUGUUUUUGACAAAUGUGUGAAAAUGAUGAAUAAGUAUAUGACAGAAUGUAGAUUGUCAUGUAAACUUACUACCAUCUUAGCUGUCAUCAAUUCACUGAUGUCUUACUACAAGAUGGACACGCUUCUAAGACAAGAAUAUACUGUCCGUCCUGUCACGCAUGACAUGUGUAAAAAAGGUUGUACCCGCUUUGAAGCCAUAGAAGCUGGACAGCAUGCAGAUGAGGAAGAGUGGUGCCCUCAUUGUAAUAGCCAACAAUUCCAAUGCGACAGAGGCACUUUAAUUCCUGUGCAGACCUUUCAGGUUGUGCCUCUCUCUGAGCAAUUGAGAUUCAAGCUUGGUAAUGCCCAGAAACGCACCAAGAUGGAAUAUGGCAAAAACCGUCUUUCACAUAAUGUUAGUACCACGAGAUCUAAUAUCCUUGACAGUAAUGCUGUCCGCCGUUUAGUUCAGAGUGGUGUUGUUAGUCAGAAUGAUAUUUUGGUUACAAUGUUUGUUGAACAAUUUAACCCUUUCAACGACUCAAAAAUGUCUGCAACUGUUGUCCACCUAAAUAUGCUUAGAUAUAAGAGGGACAACAUGAUGCAGCUGGCAAUAAUUCCUGGACCUGAACACCCAAAGAAUAUCACAUCCUUUUUGGAAACAAUAGUAGAAGAUUUGCAUAUGUUGCAAACUUCUGGUCUGAGAGUUCAGACAAAUUCUGGGCAAAGAUAUAGUGUCAAUGGUCCUAAUGUUUUCAGAGAUCUUGAUACAUUGACAAGUCCUGCUUUCUUUGGGCUUGACGAGAUGCAUCUCAUUGGCCAUGAGAUUGGACAUCAGUUGUACAAGGCAUUGGGUGGCAAGUUUGCUCUCGACCAGAUCAAUAGAUUGAUAAGUGAGUCUAGGGCCAAUAUACCAGUGAUCUUCACUGGUAGUUGGAGAUCACUGAAGGAAAUGACUGGCAGACAGAAGGCAGUUAACUGGCUAGACUUCCUUCUGUUUGUUGUACCAGCAGUAGUAAUCAAGAACUUUGUUCUUGUCAGCACCAGGAAUGCUGUUCAAGACCUGGUCGAUGCUUGUACAAUUGCCCAGAAGUGGGAGGUGACAGAGGCAGAAAUCUGCAAUAUGGAAGACCAUUGGGCACUGACAUUCCUUCCUUCGGAAAGAAAUUGCAGAAGGAAGGAUGAAACCUACAAUUUUCGUGAUGAACCAGCACAUGCUGGUUCAUCUCGGGUCCUGGAAAGAAACAGGAAAAACAUGAAGAAUAUCCUGUUUAGCAAGGCUGGGAUACGACAUUGUCUUAGUGGUGAGGUUGUAACCAGAGAACCAAGGAACAGGAGGACCAGCAACUUUGAGGCUGCAAGUAACAAUGUUGCUGGUCCUCAGCUUUGGUCAAAUCCGACCAGAAAAACUCUUGUUGCUGUGGCAAGCGAAACAGAUAUAAACUACUAUACUUUGGUCUGUUUUUUGGCAGAUCUUUGGGGCCAAAAUGUUGUGUCAAUGGUUGAAGAAACCAACUGGGUCGUCUGUACCAGUAAGAUGUGGAAGGACCAAGUAGUGUACAGAGUCCAGGCAUCUUUUGACAGCAGACAUGUUCAAGCCACUGAUCUUGUUGUGCUCAAACAUCCAUGGGGUAAGUUGUAUGGAUUUGUUUGCAAGUUCUUCUCCUACUCUGUCUUAGGAGAAACCAGACUCUACACCAUUGUUGACCAUCUGUGUGGCAUCCAGCCCAAUAAUGAGGGAAUGUUCCCAGUUUGGGAAAGUACUACAAUCAGUGACAAGAAGGUGGUAGAUGUAAAGUCAAUCAAGGGGAUGGCUGGUCUUGUUCAUGAUGUAAAUGACAAGACCGUUCGAUAUGUAGUGGAGGUUUCUCAAAGUCAUUAUCAAUAA